Molecule: messenger RNA, 204 nt
Organism: Trichoderma citrinoviride
Lineage: Eukaryota; Fungi; Ascomycota; Sordariomycetes; Hypocreales; Hypocreaceae
Exons: 1
Coding region: 1-204 (67 amino acids)
Source: RefSeq, a predicted model, not a curated record
AUGUGCACACGCAACGUCAUCGAGUAUCGGUGCAAGCACCAGGUCUCCAGGGGCAACACGCGCUGCUACAACGACAACUGCCCGGGCCCGCGAAUCGACAUCACCACCGACGCCGAGGACUGCCCGCAGUGCGAGGGCAGUAAGAGGAUACACUCUGCGCGGUGGUGUCCCAUGGGCUGCUCGUGCAAGUGCGUCGUCAUGUAA